Molecule: messenger RNA, 18623 nt
Organism: Magallana angulata
Lineage: Eukaryota; Metazoa; Mollusca; Bivalvia; Ostreida; Ostreidae
Exons: 104
Coding region: 18-17024 (5668 amino acids)
Biological process (GO): transmembrane transport; lipid transport
Cellular component (GO): membrane; intracellular membrane-bounded organelle
Molecular function (GO): apolipoprotein A-I receptor binding; ATP binding; lipid carrier activity
Source: RefSeq, a predicted model, not a curated record
UCCCGUGUGUUUUUACAAUGGUUUAUCACCGAUUCAAUGUCGACGAAGAACCCCCAAAAGACCCGAACUCAAGUUAUCGCCGUCUUUUUAAAAAUGUUUCAGGUCAAAGAGCAAUGGGCCUGUUUGGACAGUUUCUGCAGCUUCUGUGGAAAAAUGUCAUUCUUCGAAAAAGACAAAAGCAUGUGUUAUUAUUAGAAGUAGUAUGGCCAGUUUUCAUAUUCCUGGUCUUUAUCAUCAUUCGCCAAGGGACACCACCCGUGAAAAAAGAAACAUGUUCCUACAACGAGCACGCGUUGCCGAGCGCUGGACUUGUGCCGUUUUUACAGUCUACUGUGUGCAACCUACAGAAUCCGUGCGAGGCCCGCAGUAGGAUAGAGAUAAAGCAACAAAGCAUGAACAGUUUUGCUGCAGCCAUACAGGAUAUGUCCCCCCACUUCUCUAACGAGCCCACCCUGCAGGCCCUGAGGUCAGUGAAGACGGGAGUCAAGCUUGCUAACGUCAUCAACUCCAUCUCACGGAACGGCUCGCUGUCCAGUGUCAUGAACGAUACAAACUUUGUGGUGAGGAACUUUUUCAGGGACCCUGACAAAAUGAAGGACACCCUAGUUAACCAGCUCAAUGUGAUGUCAGAUGACAUAGCAGACGCCUUACUAAAUGCCAAUCUCAACAUUCCACAGGUACUACACAACAUCGGAUCCAUUGAUUUCAGAGGCAUUGUUUGUGACCAAGACAGGCUAAGGGAAUACAUGAUGUUUCGGCUUGGCGUCAACGUGACGUCGGUUUCUACGUCACUUUGUGGAAUUCCAGAGAGCAAGAUUCCAGAAAUCACCAACGUUGUCCAGAAUCAGAUAGAUAUAGCGGCCAUCAUUCGCGUGUCGAAAACACUGACUACUUUGACUAUGGACUACACUUUGACUGACGCCAUGGAGGACCUAGCGUCAAUGGCAGAUCUCCUGUAUGGGACCUCAAACUUUAUGAACAUUAUCCGGGACCUUCCAGACCUUAAGGACCUUCCGAGUCUACUACACAAGAUUCCAGGGCUGGUUGAUUCCAUAACCCACCUUGGGUUCACUGAUCUUUCUUGGAUGUCUGAUUUAGUCAAGUUUUUGGAUCCAAUCGUUGAGAAAAUAGACUCGGGCAAUGUUGGUUGGAAUGUCACCAAAGAUUUAGUCAGUGUCGCAUUGGAUGUCUCCAACAUGGCAAGCGGAAAGUCCAGCUUCAACUUGACUGAGCUUGUUGAAAAACAAAAGGAUAUAAUGGCACUGCUGACGGCUAAUAACAUUUCUUUAGACAUGCUGUCCAUGGUCUCUACCGUAUCCAUUGACAACGCCGUAAACGUCAUUUCCUCUCUCUUUAGCGGAAAUAUCACAGCCCUAAAUGAAACAACUAUUCUCCGUGGUAUGAACGAGAUUCAGCAUUUGACCGAGAUGGUACUGGGCAACAGCAGUCAGUUCGUCUUGGACUCAAUAGAUGGUACAAUGGACGUUGUUAUAACAGUCCUUGACGCCAUGAGAGAUUUAGAGAAAAACUUGAAUUCAACCGUCGUGUACAAUCAAGAUGUUUUGGAUGCCUUCACUUCACUGGUUGAACAUGGACCAAACGUGACAAAGUCUGUGGUCAUGGCAUUCAUAGAGCCUGCAAAUCUACUGGCAAUCAUCAACAACACUUCUGACUACCCUACCGUGUGUAAGAGGAUCGUGGAGAUGAGUAUGCCAGACGGUAACCAUGGUCUCCACGCAGAAAUUGCAAAACUGGAGAAAAGUCUCUGUACUCACCAAAUCGCCAAGAAUCUGGAAGCAAGCAUGAAGAUCUGGGAGGAUGUAUUCGCAAAGCAGAUUCAACCAAUGAUAGACGACCUCGUGAACGGUACGGUCCGACGCGUGGAGCUGGCUACGGUUUACCAGAAGGCCACCACGGUGAUUAUGGGGGUACAGCAGCUGUAUGGGAGCGGCAGUGUGUGGGAGGCAAUGGUUGGGAGGAUGAGUUUUCCCGUCAUUGAUCCAAGGACUGAGGAAUGGCAAGCGUUCUUCAAAGACACGCAACUGUAUCUUGUACAAGGAAGUUGGCCUGUGGUGGUCGUGAAGACUGGUCAGUUUCUUGAGGGUUCCCCUAUGUGGUACUCAGUCGGUCCCAUCGUCAAGUCAAUGAGCGCUGUCAUGCAGAGUCAACUAGAACAGAAUAGGAAACUCGAAGAGCUAACAGGUAACAAUUCUACGAUGAUGACAAUGAUGCGGUUUGUGGUGAACUAUUCUCCGGAGAUUGCCGAAGCCACCAUGAACAUGAUGCAGAAUACAACCAUGGUUCAAAGAUACAUAUCGCAAGGGUUUACGAUGGAUUCUUUCUGCGACAAUCACUGGUUCCAAGAGAUGAACAUGCCAGAUUACGUACCCGUGGUAACCAUGGAGACAAUGAUAUGCUCCACCAAUUGGACAGCGAUGGUGACCAAAGUCGUGUCCGCGGUGGAUACAACUAAUGUGGCAAACGAGAUCUCAACGUACAUGAGCCAUAGUGACCCCAACACAGACUUUGACUGGGCACAAAUGGUGUACAACAUACAGGGCAUGGUGACAAUGGAGCAGAAUUCAGUGACGAACAUGAUUGAAUCCAUUCAGUCUUUCAAUUUUAGCCGUGUUGUUGAAGCAGUAGAGGUGAUGAUGAACAAGAUGAAGGCACCAAUUAUGCCCCCAACAGAUCAGACAUCCAACAUCAUGAAUACGCUGAAUAUUAUGAAUAUGAACAUGAUGAAUGUGGGAGCUAGUCUUGUCCCUACUCUAGAACAGUUGGAUAAACAGCUAGAGAAUGUGACGGAAUGGAGGAUAGCUAGGUAUUACGUCAAGCAGUGGGCCAGCCUUAUCAAGCUUGGGACGGAAUUCCUGGAGGGUUCUACAAUGGAUAUAGAUAAAGUGCUGAGUGAUUUGUCCCCCACCUUUGCUGACUUCCUGAAAACAGUCAACAGCUCUGCUCCGGCUCUCUUCUCUGCUCUGGAAAAAAUCACACCCAAUCCUAGCAUGUUAUUGAACAAGAUAUUGACAACAGACUUAGCCCAGGUGUGUCGUGGUGUGAGGGUUUCUGACCUCUUGGACAGUCCUGCUCUGGCUCCCUAUGAAGAUCACCUGUGUCAGGUGGACUGGUCCCAGGUGUUCAGAGAGGUGCUCAAUAACACAGGCCUAGCAGCAAUCGUUAAUUUUGAUAUGGACUCUGCCUUGCAUUCUGAAGUGAAUAUUAACUGGAAUGAGACCUACUAUCAGACAGAGAAGUUUUUCAUGGAAAUUGGGAACUUGUUGUUUAAUUCUUCCAAAUUAAUUUCAUCUUUGGAGAAGUUCUUCCACUCAGACUAUGGCAUGACCUGGGAUAGCUUCAUGCAUUUUGUCAAUGCAACACAGCACAUGGACUUUUCUAAACUGACAGAACUAGCCGGACAAGCACCUGCUGUAAUAGAGAUGUUGAGUAAACUGAGUGGGAAUUCCUCUGAGUUGUCUUCCUUCCUCAGCAUGGAGCCCCAGCUGCUGUACCAGUCUUACUCUGUGCAGCAGUUUAUCAUCAAUCAACUCCAGCACUUCAAUGACUCCACACACAUAACCUUGACCACAUAUUUUAACUCACCAGAGCUGGAGAGGCUUAUCAACCAACUCUCCGAUUCUCCUGCCAUGAGUGGUGUUCUCUACCGCAUCAUGGUCAAUGUGAUGUUUGAUCCCUCAAAGAUGACAGACCUGACCAAGUCGGUUGAAAAGUUUUGUACAGUUCCGGAUUUUCUGACUCCGUUUGUCUCGUCUGGUGAUGUCCAAUCAGCAGACAGGUUACGAAACUAUAUAUGUGACACUACAAACAUGAAUGUUACUGUCCUAUUACAUGAGCUCUCUCAGAUGAACGGAUUCCCUCAAUUAAUGGAGGCAUUGCAACAGACGGGUGGCUUUCCUUCGGUCAACAUGAGUGUGGUGGUGGAGCAGUCCCAGCUGAUGUCUCGACUGAUCACGGACAUUAUCACCCACCCUCCCUCCAUCAGUCUGAGUGACAACAACGCCUGGUUAAACGGGUCGCUGUACACCCAGGAGUUUACAGACUUCCUACAGAGACUGACCGACAAAACCACAUCCACCGACAUACUCCAAAAUGGACAGUUAGCUGAAUUGGCCAAUCAAAUCCCAGUUAUUCUGGACAUGAUCAAUAAGAUGAGUGGCAAUUCCUCAGCACUUUCAGCAGUAAUCUCCAUGGAAGCACAGCUAGCCUACCAGACCUAUACUAUCCAACAGUUCAUCAUCAAACAACUGCAACUCUUCAAUGACUCCACACACAUCACACUAGCCACAUACUUUAACUCCCCUGAGCUGACCCGACUGUUGAAUCAGAUUUCGGAUUCACCAGAAAUGAGCGGAGUCUUGUUCCGAACGUUGGUCAACAUCAUGUAUGAUCCCCAGAAGACACAAACACUGACAAACAGUGCCAUGCGCUUCUGUACAGACCCGGGUGUGUUGACACCUGUGGUGGAUCCCAGUGACAUACAGGGAGCAGAGAAGCUUCGUAACUAUGUUUGUGACACUGUAAACAUGAACAUCACGGUUCUUCUGCAUCAGUUAUCAGAGUCCAACGGCAUCCGACAGCUGAUGGAGGAUCUACAGAAGACGGGUGGCUUUCCGUCGGUCAACAUGAGUGUGGUGGUGGAGCAGUCCCAGCUGAUGUCUCGACUGAUCACGGACAUCAUUACCCACCCUCCCUCCAUCAGUCUGAGUGACAAUAACGCCUGGUUAAACGGGUCACUGUACACCCAGGAGUUUACAGACUUCCUACAGAGACUGACCGACAAAACCACAUCCACAGACAUACUCCAGAGCCUGAUGACAGCGGCCUAUCAGAAGCCUAUCCUGGACUCGCUGACGUCCGCCCUGUCCAAUGUGACAGAGUUCCAGACCACUGUACAGGUCACAGACUGGAUCCUGGCCGAACUCAAGGAACAGGUGCUGGCUGGAAACCCCGAUGCAAUGAAGAACAUAAUGGCAGAGUUUGCAGGUUACCCCCAGAUGGAGCUGCUGCUGAAUCUUCUGGACCAACUGCCCCACUUCUACCAAACACUGCUCUACAAUAUCGUCCAUCACCUGGAAAAGGUUCCCUCUAUGAUUAUUUCAAUGACGGAGAGCUGGUCUGGGUUCUGUAACCAGACAGAGACAAUGAUGUAUAAGGAUCCCUCUCUCACAUUCAGUCCCAAAACCUUCCUCAAAGAACUGUGUCAGUUGGAUUUCACAGAAAUGACAAAUGAAGUGAUGAGAUAUCAGGUUUCCGAUAAGACAGCUGCCUCCUCUCUGAACGUCAGUGCAGGCUUGGAAGAUAUUAUACAGAAGAUAGAAGACAUUGUUAAAAUGAUCAAUUCCUCUGAUGUCGAGAACCUGCCCAAGUUCAUGCAGCUGGAGGUCUGGAACAAAGCCUCCUUCUCCUUUGUCAAAUCACUGACCGACCCGAACAUGAUCAGUGUUUGGAUUGGGGGUGUGGUAGGAGGUGUGGCCAGUCUCCCUUCCUCUGCCCAGGUCAGUAAACAGCUGCUGCAGGUCUUUGAUGCCUCCUUCACUAUCAUUAAAGCUGUGUGGUCCAGAUUCAGCGGCCUCAAAAAUGACACAAUGCUUGAUUUGUUUGAACUCCUGAGAGGAGCAAACAACACUCGCAGAUUGUGGGAACUAGUACAGCAACCGGGAGCCAUUGAAGUACUCAUGCACUCUGCAAACACACCACAGUUCAAUGUCCUGGUUCAGAAGAACAUGACAGAGGCAGUGCUGGACCUUUGUGAUCAGUCACGGGGAAUGUUUACAAGGAUUUUCUCCGCCCCCGCGGGCGUGACCGUUGACCUGACAGACCUACAGACCAGACUUUGUACUGUCAACUUCACCCAGACACCCACAGAGUGGGAGAAAGUCAUUGACUUCAACACUGUACAACUAAAGCUGGAUCCAAGUUACGAGCCGUCUGUGAACUGGACAGAGGUAACAGUGUUCUUUACAGAUAUGACCCGCAUGGUCUCUGAGUGGGUGGUCCACCCCCCAGCAGUGACCGGGUACCCCACUCGCUGGUCCAAUGAGUCCUAUUGGCUCCACCUGUUCAUGCAGCAGCCUGUCUCCUCAGGAUCACUGACCAACAUCACAGCUCAGUUGAAAAAUAUUCUGGAUUCCAUGUCCCCAUUCCUAAAUCAGGAGCCAAUCAGAACUUAUGGCCUGUUCCUUGAAAAACUGCUAAACGUGACCAAUCGCGAACUGGAUAUGAUGGCGGGCAGGAACUUCUCCAAUCUGCAGGAUCUUGUACACUAUGUCCCAGCUUUGGAGAGGUUAAUGAUGGCUCUCAAUCUGAGUGAGGCAACCGCGGAACAGUUGAUGUUGGCUCCAAUCAAGAAUCCAUCGGAACUUGUCAGAAUGAUGACCAGUGACCAACCGCUGACCGUGCUGUGUUCGACAGAGUUCUGGGACAGACUGGUCACAUGGACCAGCAGUGUCAGCCCCGUGUCCUCCACACUGUGUCAUCUAAAUGACUCUGAUGUAAUCAACGUUAUCAUAGAUUCUCUAAGAGUCUCGGACCUGACUGCAAUACUGAAGAAUGAAACUGCAAAUGAGACGCCAAACUGGAUGAACAUUGUCGGUGAAGUCAUGCACAUGGUACAAUCCAUUGAGAGACUUGUCAACAAUUCCAGCUCUCACUUAGAUGUAGGCAAUGCUUUUAACAAUGUGAUAAAAGCUUACACUACACAGAACAGUACUGAUGAUUUCACUGCUCUGUUCAAACUGUACGGAGAGCUGGCGAUGAUGUUCAACAAUACAGAGGCCUGGCAGAAGAUCAACGAGUUCCUACAGACUGGAGAACUACUGAUGACCUCAGCAAUCAGGUUCAUUGACCAUAUGGUCAUGCUUGACCCAAAUGACAUCAAAGGAAUGAUAUUUGGCUUUAUGAAACCAACAAAUAAGAUUUCAGAGCUCUUUAUGGAGGGUGUGAGUUUACAGGACAUAUACAACCUCACAUGUAAUGCUACAGCUUGGAGAGAGCUGUUCUGGUUCCCUCCCACCACCAAUGUCACUGCACUGACCAGUCUCAUUUGCACCCUGAAUGAAAAAGAGGCUGAACAGUUCAUGGCUACACUGAUGAUGAGAAAUCAGACUCUUCCUGUUGUUGACAUCAAGCAUUUCCUGGAUACAGUGGAGCAGCUCAACAACAAAUUUGCCCUCUACCUGAAUAAAUCAAGCACAAACUUUGGCAUCAAUAUGACAGAGUUCCAGAAACAGCUGGAAAUGGAAGUCGCAAAUCUCCCCAACACUGCCAACCCUCUAAUGAUGUCUAGCUUGGACGGAUACUUUACUGCAAUGAACUCCUCGGACUGGAGAGAAGUGGUAGCUGUGGUCAAUGGAAUGUCACUGUGGCUCAAGAUGUUGGGAGCCAAAAUGGAGAAUAUUGCCACUCAGCCCCUGAGUCUGGCUGUGAUCCUGGGAGGAGCCAGCACAGACCCAGCUGUCGAGUUUAUCCUGAGUAAUGAGUUUCUGGACAGUAUCGGAGACCUCAAGGUGGACCCUGCCAAGUUGUCCUCGGCGCUCCAGAAUUUGACGGCCUCAGGCCAUGUGUGUGAGGCCAUCCUCCAAUCUCUGUCCUCCCCGGCCACUGAAACUACACUGAAGGAACUCCAGGGUCGACUCUGUAGCAUCAACCAGUCGUCUCUACUGGAGGCCGCCAUGACAGGAUUCCUAGCCAACCAUCAAUUUGCAAAACAAUUACAAGCGGUGGUCAGCGAGUCAAUGAGUGGACAGGCCGCCCUCAACAUGACUGCAUACAACCAGGCGGCCAUGGAAUUCAACAGAGCCCUGACAAUGCUGGUCUCCAGGAACUGGAUGGGAACCAGUCUAGACGACAUCUUCAACGUCUCGGCCCUGCUCAACUCAAUACACAGGCUGGAAACCUCCUUCCAGAGCGAGAUGAGCCAAAACCUGCUCAAAAUGGCACCAGUCUUGUUGCAGUCUACCCUUGGUGCUAUUCCAGAUCCAUCAGUUGCCAAAGUUAUAAUGACUGUCAACACGUUUCUUGAGUUAGCUAACGACAAACUGCGAUAUUUGAAAGGAUCCCUGGGAGUAAACAAUGUGUUCCAGAACUCUUCUGCCCUAAUAAAUUACUUCAAUGCAGUACAGAGCUUGACACAGAAUGGAAUUCAGGAAAUUCAGAAGAUGAAUUUUACGAAGCUGAUUGACUCCUUGAUGAAUGUGGGCUCCAUAGAGAACUACUGUAAACAUGGGACCAUCAGCCAGUACUUUGAGCUGGCCCCCAACUCCCCCUGGGUGCCCCUUCUCUGUGCCAACUAUGGAGGCCUUCUGAGUUCUCUAGACAAUCUCACCGAUUCCACUCGCAUCUCAAAUCAAUUGAUGGAGAUCUGGAACUCCAGCCAUGCAGCCGUGGACUGGAGUGAGUUCAGUCGGAACAUGGAGACCUUCAGUUCCCUGAUGACGGGGCUGGUGGAGACACCCCCCUCCUUCUCCCUGACCGCCCUACUGGACACCAACUACACCAUCAACAUCAUCUCAGAGUACAUCCAAAACCCACAGAGAAUCAUCGAGUUCAUGCUGCAGACCAGUUUGACAGACCGACUCCCUCCCAUCCCUUACACCUUCAGAGGAAUGUUCAAUGUGCUCACAGAGAUGCUCAAAUUCUUAGAUGACACCCAGAAUGUAAAUGGUCUGGCAGACAUCUUCAGCACUUGGUCAUCACUGAAUACAAGAUAUGAACUGGCCAAUAGUCGCUUCAAUAAGCUUGUCAUCUUGCUGGAAGAUCCUCAGAAGAUGGUGGAGUUCUCAUCAGUUUUCUGUAGCCUAGGAAUAUUACCUGAACUUCAGAGAUACUUUCAGAUAAAUGCUCAGGUUGUAUCGGAACUUGUCUGUUCAAUGUCUCCCAACAGCUGGUACAAUGAACUCCCAAAAUAUGCCCUUCCUCGUGAUGUCUUCACCAAUUAUCUGUUGGCCAUAUACAAAACCCAAACUGGAGUGGAUCUGGUCGCUGACCCUGAACCAGUACCAUGGAGUGAUCUACUGAAGGAGAUCCAAUAUGUGCUGACGGCUAUAACAUCUACCAAUAACACCCGAGACUGGCAAAUGUUCCUCCAGAAACAAACCUCUCUAAAUGAUGGCGUUAAACAAGUUAUGGACUGGAUGAGGUUCUUUGAACAGGAGCUUCACGUCAAUAUUGGCGAAUUCUUUAAUGUUGUUUACCCCAUCAGUAAACUAUUCAAUCAGUUUAUGGAGCGAAUCAAAGGUUUUGGUCAUGAAGUACCUGUCUCGGCAUUCCUACCUGACAGUGCAACUCUGGCCAAAUUGUUAAAUGAUGAAGUGAAGCACUCCUCUGCAGCAAUCUUUGUCACAGCCUCCAUGGAUCCACAGAAGUUUGUGGCGCUCAUGAUAAGAGACAACUGGAAUGACACCAUGUGUGACCUGACACAGUUCUUGGCCACUUUCACUUUCCCUGCUGAGACAGAUGUAGAGAAGAUACAGUCAGAUCUCUGUCGAGACCUGGAGGAGCCCACGUCCCUGAUUAACAAGCUCUUACAGGACAUGAACCUAAAGGACCUCAGCAAGAUCUUCAACUACCAGUGGCGAGGUGAUUGGCAGACCGUACAGACUUCUGUAGCGACAUUGCUAGACAACAUCAUGUACCUCCAGAAAAUCAACGUCACCAACGACCUGUCAUCCUGGGUUGGCCCUGUAAUGGAGGUGUUCAACGCUAACUUCAUGUCUGAGCUUGAUUUUGAGACCUCUUGCAAUCACCUUGUGAUGUAUGCCAAUAACUCCACGUAUUAUAGUAAGGCAGUAGAACCAGUCCUUCUCUCCAUUAAAACCAGCCUGCUGUCCUCUAAGAUACAGUUACAGCUACAACUAGAUAUGGAAGACUUUUUAUGUGAUGUCACCAAUUUAAAUAUGUCUUCCAUGCUUCAUAAUUUGGAGUCAAAGAAUAUUUCACAGCAGAUUCAAGAGUAUAUCCAACUGAUGACCAAUCAGAACCAGCCGUCCAGGUUUGAAUGCCGCUCCCUGUUCUCUACGAUGAAGGAUAUGGUCGAGUUGUACCAGAAGAUGAUAAACCAGACCUACCUCCCGGGCUCCAAGACGAUGCAAUGUCUGGAACAGAUCCCAACCAUUCCAUCCAAAAUGUUCUCGGGGGAUGUUUUUGAGUCCAUUAAGUCUGUGUCUCGUCUAAUGGUGGAUGGUAUGCAGGUGUUCAAUCAACCAUUCAUGCAGAACAACGAGGUCCUUAAUAUGAUUAUGUCAGUGUUCAAGAAACUGUCCACAGAGGAUCUCACCUCAGCAGGUGUCCUGGUUUCCAAUCUAAUGAGUGCAAACUCCAGCAUAGCUGAGAAACUACAAGACAUUCUCAAGCUGGCACCAGAGGCAUCGUCAGUGUUCCUCAAUGCUACCAUUAAGCCAGAGUUUAUGAGUCUGUUAGCCAAUGACUCUGCCGAGGCGGCCAAGAUUCUAUGUGACCCAGAAAGGUUAAAGAAUUACAUUGAGCUGCCGGCUGACCUUAUGACCUCUGUACAGAACGUGUCCUCAGUGCUGUGCGGGACUGAUCCCGGACAAGCUGCAAACACUGCUAAAAUCAUCGGUGACCUGUUGGCGGUCACAGCCACUGUUAUUGAUACCAAGGACUUUGGGAGUGCUGCCUGGUGGAACCACAUCGCGGGAGAUGUCUCUAACAUUGUGGGUAUGAUCCAGAAGUUGGGGCUAUUUAACUUGACCUCCAUUGACCUGAACAAUGUGGACAUGAAGACUGUACUGCCCUAUAUACAGGAGCUGAUCUACAGGAAUGGACCAGACGCUCUCGCUGACAGUUUGGUUGAGCUGCUAAAUGAUUUCAAGCCAUUGUUGAAUGAUUCUAACAUGGUCAGUGUGGCCUCUGACCUUGAGGUCAUCAUCAGAGGACUGACCUCUUUCAAGGCCAUUAGGAAUUUCAUACCAAGGACAGUUUUGAUAAGGACUGUAUUAAAAGAUCCAGCUGGAUUCCAUGACUACCUGACCCAGAAUCUGACCAUGACGGACAAUGAAGCAACCGCCAUAAUUGAAGGAACCAUCAACUAUGCCUCGUUGAUGAGUCUGAAGGUAGACGACGUCAGCAGCCAUGUGUGUAAUGUGACUCGCCUUGACCUUCUGUUGAACUUGACCUCCACCAAGGUCAGCAUCUCUGACCUCAGUAAGAGUCUAUGUGGUAUUGGAGAGGACAAAGCUGUUGCAAUGGUGGAGAGUAUGCUGCAGAAUAUGGAUCUUGGGAAACUAGUGCAAGAGUAUGUCAGGAUGUCAUCAGGAAACCUUCUGGAGCAGGCUCAGUUGACCCCGUCUGAAGUCCAGGAUGCAGUGAAGUACAUGAACGAUGGCAGCAGUCAGCUGAGCAGCCUGGCGGACAUGUUCAGCAACAGAUCUAGUCAGCUUGGCUUUGACUCGGGCAGCUUCCAGGCUUUACAUGGUUCAGGAACCUCCUCCAUGUCCUCCCUCUAUGACAUGAUCUGUGGGGUGGGGAAGAGUACCACUCAGGACUCCACCGGUGUGGCCUCUGCCUCCUCCCAGACCCCUGGCUCUUCCCUCACCCCAGAGCAGAAGGCAGAGAAAAAGACCAUGCCAAGUCCCUUCUGCCAGGACAUGUAUCAGACUGUGGUACAGAUGACCAAUGGCCCGGUGAUCUGGGCCUAUCUGAAGCCCCUCAUUAUGGGCAAGAUCCUGUACUCCCCCGACACCCCCGCCACCCGCAUGCUGAUCCAAAAGAUGUACAACAGCAGUUUUAAGGUCUUAGAGGAGGUGAAAAUUCUAGCUGAGGAGUGGUCCAAUGGCACACAAGAUCUAGGCGAAUUCCUGUCCAACUCUGAUGUCCUCAGCAACAUCAAGGGUCUGGCUGGUAACAACUUCAUCAACAAUCUACUGGAGUCCUCGCUACAAGUCUCCUCGACCGAUGUGUUGAAUGGGAUGUACAAGCUGGACUCCCUCGACAGUAACCAGGUCCUCAACAUCUCAGCCUUCUUUAGACUCCUGGCUAACUACACCCAGUGUAUCACCACCGACCGAUUCAUGGCGCAGUCAUCAGAACACGACAUGGAGAGACUGGCCCUGAAGCUCUACCAAAACAAUACCUAUCUAGCUGGUAUUGCUUUUGAUAUGGACCCAAGCAAGAGACAAAAAAGGCAAACUUCAAAUUCCAUUCCCAAACAUAUCACCUAUAAAAUCAAGAUGGACAUUGAGAAUGUUGAAAGCACCAGAAGAAUCAAAGAAAGGUUUUGGCGGCCUAACCCAGAGGAUGACAUGUUCUUACACAUGAGAUAUUUCCGAGGGUUUAUCCAGCUACAGGAUAUCCUGGACCGUGCCAUUAUUUAUCUCCAGACCGGACAGGACAUCAACAACACGGUCUUCUUACAGCAGUUCCCCACCCCAUGCUAUGUUGAUGACCAGUAUAUGGAGCUCCUGAGUUCCUACCUGCUGCCCAUUAUGAUGACUAUAGCCUGGCUGGCUGCCAUAUCAGUGGCCACUAAAAACCUGGUGUAUGACAGAGAAAAUGGCCAAGAGGAGGCACUGAAGAUCAUGGGUCUGAGUUCGACCUUGACAUGGUGGACGUGGUUCCUGAGUACAAUGCUGGUAAUGACGGUGACCUCCCUCAUCUGUCUCCUCCUGCUGAGGCUCGGAGGACUCUUCACCUACUCAGACUUUGGCAUCAUUAUUCUCUACUUUAUGGCAUUCUGCUUCUCCACUACAAUGUUGAGUUACCUGGUGGGGGCCUUCUUCACGCGCACCACCCUGGCCAUCCUGUUUGUGGUCAUCAUCUACCUCCUCUCUUACCUCCCCUACAUCAUCCUCGUCGCCAUGGACGCUCAGAUGGAGUUCUGGCAAAAGAUUCUCACUUGUUUAUCCUCUACCACUGCCUUUGGAUUUGGAUCUCGGUACUUGGCUCGCUAUGAGAUCCAGAUGGUUGGGAUCAGCUGGAAAAACAUCAGAGACAGUCCCAUACAAGGAGAUGAAAUGAGCUUCCAUUGGUGCCUGGUGAUGAUGGCAUUGGAUGGUGUUAUCUAUCUUGUGAUUGGCUGGUACAUUAGAAAUGUCAAACCAGGGAAAUAUGGAGUGCCAGAGCCAUGGUAUUUUCCCCUGUCUCCUUACUACUGGGGAUGUAUGAAGUCUACCACCAAACCAUCAGACAAAUAUCUCUCCAACUCAGACUCAGCUGCUCUGUCAGAGGUGAGCAGUAAAGAUCAGAGAGUAGGCAUGUCCCUGAGACACCUCAGUAAGAAGUUUGGUGACCAUGAAGUGGUCAAGGACAUCAACUGUGACUUCUAUGAAGGUCAGGUCACGGUUCUUCUGGGUCACAACGGGGCUGCCAAGUCCACUACACUGAAUAUGUUGUCUGGCAUUCUUCAGCCGACUCAUGGCAAGGUGUCGAUAUAUGGUCACAGAGUCAGGCACGGCGCCACCAAGAUUGGAAUCUGUCCUCAAUACAAUGCUCUGUUCCACUAUAUGACGGUGAGAGAACACAUGGAGUUUUACUGUGCCGUCAAGUCAGGCUUCUCUAAGAGUAAGAGGAAACAGGAAAUAGACAGUUUGCUCCACGAUGUGGACUUGUGGCAUGUCCAGGACGCGGUGGUCUCCUCACUGUCUGGGGGUAUGCAGCGCCGCCUCUGUGUGGCCCUGGCCUUUGUUGGAGAUUCCAAGGCGGUCAUCUUGGACGAGCCAACCAGUGGGGUAGACCCCAGCGGACGCAGAAGUAUCUGGAACCUCCUUGUCAAACACAAAAUGAGGUGCACCAUUCUUUUGUCGACCCACUUUCUGGACGAGGCAGACACAGUGGGAGACAGGAUUGCGGUCAUGCAUAAAGGUCGUCUCCUCUGUACCGGGUCACCCAUGUUCCUGAAGCAGAAGGUGGGCAGUGGCUACCAUCUCAAGUUUGCCAAAUCACAAGUCUGUGAUACUGGCGCUGUCCUGUCUACAAUUAAGUCAUUCAUACCACAAGCUGACCUCAUUAAUGAGAUCGGGUCAGAGGUCACCGUGUCCUUACCCUUCUCAGAUGGCCAAACAAACCAGUUCUUCAAAUGUCUGCACCACAUUGACAGAGAGGCCACGUCACUGGGAAUCGAUAAUUACGGAAUCUAUGACACCACACUGGAAGAAGUGUUCCACAAAGUGUGUACAGUAGCAGACAAUGAAAAGGUUCUGACGGAGGAAGUCCUAAAGGAAUGUCGGCAGAAACCUAAACUGGAGAAAUCGGAGGAUACAGUCAGUGUGGAGGUCCCCAGCGAUCAGAGUGCUGCCUACUCUGUGGGCUUCUCUGGAGACAAAAGGAAGGGUCUGAUUGGUCACAAAAUGGGCCAGUUUUCUGGAAUGUUGAUCAAGCGGUUCCACCACUACCGCCGAGACUGGCGAAUGUUUCUGUCUGUUUUCGUCCUACCACUGGUGUUUAUGACUGCUAGUCUUGGACUGAUGGAGUUACAGCCCAAAACAGAGAGUGCCCCGGCCAGAAUCCUCACCCCACCCCUCUAUGGACCCUACAGCCACGCCUUCUUCAAAGAUAAAAUCAACAAUGAGAUGACCAGAAACAUGAUCGACUCCAUGAAAGACUUGCCGGGAUUCGGAACAACCUGCAUGAAAGGUGUCAACUAUGGCCCUCCAUUUGAAUGUGUCACCCCGGAUCAGAAAUUCUCCUCAGUAGCAGCUGGACAGAAAUACGACAACUGUACCUGUGUAAACAACAAACACACGUGUAGUCAGCAGACCGUACAUCAGGAAGUUCCACACUUGACAACACGAACGACGACAGAGCUGUACAACCUGGCUAGUAAGGACAUCGAGCUGUACCUACUGCAGACAUCAGAGCGAUUCACAUGGAAUAGAUUUGGUGGCCUUGCCUUUGACCCUGACACUUCUGAUCCUAUGGCAAUGAAAUCCACAGUGUGGUUCAACAACAAAGGCCGACACGCCCUGCCCUCCUUCUACAACGCCCUGUCUAACAGCAUGCUGAGGGCUGCAUUGUCAGAGGCUGGGGUUUCUGACCCAGAAAACUUUGGCAUCACAGCCAUCAACCAACCAGUUCUUCUCCAUGCUCAACAACUAACCAGCGACACUCUGUUGAAGAAGGCAUCCGAUGUAGGAAUUGGACUGUUUAUGUUGAUUGCCUUCUCCUUCAUCCCAGUUGGCUUCACAAUGUACGUCCUGAACGAGCUGCUGAAAAAAGAGAAACAGCUGCAGUUCCUCAGCGGGACUGGUCCCCUCCUGUACUGGUUCACCUCCAUCUUGUGGGAUAUGGUGCUUUACUGUAUCACUGUGGCCUUUACUGUGGUUUUAAUGGCCAUCUUCCAAAACGCAGCCUACUGGGAGAGAUCGAACCUCGAAGCCAGUGUUCUAUUGGUUGUCAUGUAUGGCUGGGCGAGCAUCCCUCUGAUGUACAGUUCACUGAAGCUGUUCAGGGACACCUCCACCGCCUACAUGGUUCUGUUCUGUGGCAGCGUGUUCAUUGGGAUCACCACCGCUAGCUGUAUAUUCCUCCUGGAGUACUUCUCUGAUUCACAGAAAAUGAAACACGCGUUUGAGGUUCUUAGUUACAUCUUCAUGGUGUUCCCACAAUUCAGUUACGUGAACGGGUUCCUGAAAUUGACGGCCAAUCAGCUAAAAACGGACAUCCUUGCCCUAUUCGGACAAGAUGUCUACGCCGAUCCUUUCUCCUUUGAAAUGUUGGGCUGGAACUACAUCGCCAUGGCAAUACAAGGAGCCGUGUUCUUUGCUAUUACUCUGCUGACUGAGUAUGCCUGUCAAUGCAAUAGAAGAAUUCCCCCCUCACUGUACCCCGAGUAUCACAAGGAAGAUGAGGAUGUCAGUGCUGAGCGCGCUCGAGUCACUGAAAACACAACGACUGGAAACUCCGUUACUGUGUCCAACUUAUCCAAGGUGUUCCCCCGUGGGAGACACGAUUUCCUGGCAGUAAACGAGUUGUGCUUCGGAGUCAAAAAAGGAGAGUGUUUUGGACUACUUGGAGUGAAUGGGGCAGGAAAGACCACAACGUUCCGAAUGUUAACAGGAGAUAUCCCGCCGUCCAAAGGAGCAGCCUUCCUGAAAGAUCACAGGAUAGGGUACGGUGAGUCCGGUGUGGGUCAGGAUCUGGGGUACUGCCCCCAGGAUGAGGCCCUGGACCGGUACCUGAGCGGUGAGGAGACACUCCACUUCUACGCCAGAAUGAGAGGACUCCCAGACAGCUACAGGAAAUAUACUGUACAAGACCUGAUCCAGAGGCUGAAGUUGACCCCGUAUGCAGACAAGGCUGUCCACACAUAUAGCGGGGGGAUGAAGAGGAAGCUGUCCGUGGCCAUCUCUCUACUGGGGGAUCCUGACGUCGUGUUCCUGGAUGAGCCUACAACAGGUAUGGACCCAGUGGCCAAGCGGCUGGUGUGGGACUGUUUGACCAGCGCCCUCAGGAAGGGACAGUCAGUAGUGAUGACUUCACACAGUAUGGAGGAAUGUGAUGCCAUAUGUACAAGGUUAGCCAUAAUGGUGAACGGAUCCUUCCAAUGUAUCGGCAAUUCCCAGCACCUGAAGGACAAGUUUGGUGGUGGACACACAGUGACGGUGUUCCAGUGCGGCCUGCCCUCGGACAGACAACAGCUGAUGGCAGUGUUCCAGGGACGGUUCCCAGGCUCAAUAUUCAGGGUGCAGCACCAAGGUGUCCUCGAGGUACAGGUGCCCAGUGACCACACCUCAGUGGCUGACAUCAUCCAAGUCCUCGAGGAGAUGAAGGAUGGAGGGGCCAUUCAGAACUACUCUGUCUCGCAGACCACACUAGAUGAUGUGUUCCUAAGUUUUGCCCGUGAACAAACAGACGGAGUUGGUGUUGAUGGGACGGAAUCUUUUACGGACUUUGCUAGCAGUAGUAGUGAUGACACGCCUCAAAUCAGCCACUCCAUUGCCAAGAGCCAGUUUGCCUACAUGAAUCCUGGCUACUCCGGAGAUAAGGGCGAGAAGGUGGGACAGCUCGCGGCAGUGUUCGUCAAUCCAGACGAUGAAUUCACAUCCUUUUGAUAUGUGGAAUUUUGAACAAGUUUUCUAGAUCAGCAAGAGACCUAUUUUUGUAUUUUAUGUACCGGGGUAUUAGACAUUGAUAUCUACCAUGUUUUAAACAAACCAAAGAGGUCUGUGAUAUCCUUCUGUAUGGUGCUCUGAGCAUUUUAUUAUGCUUAAAAUGUCUUCAUCUUCUUGUGAUAUCCAUAAAUCCUUUUACAGCAUGUUGCUGGGAAACUGGGUAAUUGUGUUUUGACAUUCUGUCUUCCACUUUAAUUGUUAUCAAUUCCAUUUACUUAUUGCAGUUUUAAUAUUAGUUGCAGGUGAAAGGAAUAGAGUUAUGUAAUGAAAUAUUUUUGUGUUUACAUGCAUGUAAAUAUUGUAUAAUCGGAGAUAUUUUAAGAAUUUAAUGAAUUAGUUUUGCCUGUUCCAUGUUUUUCAUAUUUGAAUUUAACUCAUUUCUUGUUCAGUAAAAAUUUAGAGCAUUGUGUACUUAUAAUCUUGCAUCAUGACACUCAGAUGUCUUCUACUUAUACAAUCAGAUCAGAUUUUUUUUUAAUCAAUGCAAACUUGUAUCAGCUCAGAGCCACCAAAGAAAGUCCCUUUUUCUCUCCCAGAUACACAGUAUCAAGACUUGAUAGUUAUUGUGUUAUGUUAACUUAAUAUUUCAUUGUUUUCUCCACCUGUUUUUACCUGUUAUAUUCUGUGCUAACUUUCAUGUAUUAACCAUCAUUCAGUGCUAGGUUGUACUGUAUCCCCACUCUCCCAACAUCCAUAUACAGACAAACCUAUAUAUCCAAAAACCUUUGUAAUUCUUCCACUCUACAUUCCAACCACAGCAAGAAUUCUGGUUUACAGACAUUUUUUGUAUUGAGACUCCCUUUCCAACAAAGUGUCCAACUUAUAUCCUAUAAUGUAGUUCAUUAAUUGUGAUACUACCUAUUCAACAAUAUGUCCAAUGCAAUAAAGAACUCUGUUAACAUCAUUCCAAAACUGGCUUUAUUUAAAGAGGUUUUAUCAGUAUAAGGGUAGUAAUGUUGUUACAGCCAGAAAAAGUUGCUGAUUUUGAGACUACGUGUAUACUGAUGUUAUUUUGUGCAACAAAAAUCAAAAGACAAAUCUAGAUGAUCAAAUCCAGGGGUAGUCUUUUUUUUUUAAUUUACAUUUUAUUUAUUCCUAUCAUAACGUUGUCAAGACAAACCUUUUGCAGGCCUAUGCUGUAUAAUACAAUGCAAGUUUUAUUCAUGUGAUUGUUAUUUUUUUAUCUGAUCACCAGUAAAUCUGUUAUGUGUUUCUCGUUCAACCAUUUCUGUAGUGCCAUGCUUCAUGCACAGGUGCAAGGGAGGGGGUGUAACAAAUAGGACUUCAUACAUGAACCUAUUAUAUAUAUCUUGAUAUCCACUCCCCCUCAAGAUCUCUGUUGAACAUUUUUUUAAAUUUCCUUUCUCUUUGUAUUGAGAAUAUGUUUAUACACCUUACAACCAAUGCAAACAAUUUUGUUGUUGUUAUGAAUGUAUUUUCUGAAAGCUUUGAUCAAUGCAACAUAUUUGUUAAUAUAUAGUGUCAUUAUAUCUAUGUACAUGUAUAUAUCUAUUAAAGCAAUAAAAUAAUUCUGUUGUA